AUGGCUUAAGAACUAUACAAAUUACUGGUGUUGGCAUACACAAGUACAGACAACGCUUUGCGAAAGGAUGCUGAAGAAUAGUUGAUGAGUGGAGUAAUAAAAAAUAUCUAAAAUUUCUCAUCGAUUGCUUAGAUUGCAAAGAGUCAGGACAACAGUAAAUAAUAAAAUAAAUAGAAAAGUGCAGAGUCAGGCAGCCAGUUUGUUGAAUUCAGUGGUUUUGAAGAUGUUGUAAAACAAUUGUAUGAAAUUCCGCACUUAUUAAUUUAGUUGAAUUGCAAUUGGAACAUGCACAAUUAGUUUUUGAUGUGAUAAUAUCGCAAUAGACUUCAUUGAAGUGCAAGCAAUUAUUGUAGAAAUCUAUGAGUUUGUUGAUUAAAUAAAAUAAAAGUAAAGCACUUCAUAAUUAAACUGAUUAGAGAUCAAGCCAGAAAUAGAAAACAAAAUGAAGCAAUUGGUGAAGAGUGAUCAAAUUUGGGAAGUGCAAUCAGGAUUAUUCUUCUUCAAGACAUUGAUUGAUUCUUUGGAUUUGUCAUCCUAUAAUCUGGUCUUAAAUUAGGGAUUAGAUUGGAUCAAAGACUUCUUCGAUCUAAUCUACCCACUAUUCAAGAGGUGGGAUGAACAAUCAGCAGACAUAACUGAAGAGUAUAUACUUACUAUCCGAUAUUACGCAUAGAUUGUGUGUGAGUAUUGUGAGAAGAUAUUCAAAUAAAAGGCUCAUAAUAAAGAGUCAUUGAUCCCACUCUAAAAUAUGAUGUUUAAAUUAACUUCAUUCCAAAUAACCUUAUUUACCAUUUUCAAAUACUCCUCUCCAAACAAUGUUAUCUAAAGUUGCAUCAUUUCUUGCACUAACAAUGAACAAUUUGACAACAGAAUAAAUGAAGUGAAAAUGUAUGGAUUUAAAAGUCUCCAAAUCUUAAUGAAUUCCUUAUUAAGCAAAAGUAAAAACGAACAAAGAAACAGUGUCUUUUACAAUCAACAAGCCAAUUUGAAUUAGUUAUUGCUCUACUCCAUCUUUGCAUACACUAGACAAGCCAAAAUCCAAGACAUUCUAUAGUAAUUACUAACCUAUAAUUAGGAAACAAUUUCUGCCGAGUAUCCUGAGUAGUAUGCUUAGAUUACUGGCACAUUUUGGUGGUCAGGCUGAGUUGUACCCCUAUUUCCAAGAAUCCAAAGGCCUUUUGAUUACUGACAUCAUCUAUCCGUUUCUAAUUACCACCAAGAGCGAAUAUCAAAUAAUGAAAGAACAACCAGAGGAAUUCGUGAACAUUGCAAUUGAUGUUGUGGAUAAACAAGAGUCAGAUCUACCCAAAACAGCUGCCACAACUUUGCUUGAAAGCCUAUGUGAUCAUAUAGAUGGAUCAACAUCCUAUCUAGCAUAAAUGGCUAUUGUUGUCAUAUCCUCUGCCAUCUUAGAACUCUCCCAAUCACAAUUAACCAAACAAUAACAACAAAUCAUAUUAACAGACAUCCAACAGAUUUCUGAUAAAAAACUAUUCUAGGAAUUUACUCCUGUGGAUAGAAUAGAAAGUAGUUUGAUGAUUUUGACAAUUAUAAGCUAUUUAGUUCAAAAAAGAUAGGACAUCAUAUAAUUGAUGGAGUAGUUAUUAUCAUCGAAUCUUGUGUUCUUCACUAACACAACUGAAUAGAUUAUAAAGGUUAGAUUUGCCUUGUUUUUUGGUUAUUAUUGUGACAAUUUGUUCAAAGUGGGAUCCCAAUUUUCCAUUAUGUUAAACUACAUAUAAUUGCUGAUUUCUUAUGCCAAGCCACAAGAGCCAGUUGUUUUGUAUUAGUCAAUUGAUGCGUUAAAGGAUAUCUUCGAGGAUGAUGAGUUGAAAGAUAAGACUGGAAAUUUGGUGGUAAAUGUGUUCCCAUCCUUGAUCAAUGGAUUGACUUUCAGUACUUAUGAAAGACAUUUUGAGAUGAUAGGCAAUCUACUCAAGAAGUUCCCGUCUAUCUUCUUUGCAAAUGAAAGUUACAUUAUCAACCUGGUUUAAAUAUUAGUGCAACGCAUAAUCCAAGAAGAAACCUUGGUUAAGAACAAUAAUGAUUCCAACAGAUACAUUCAUUUAAAUAGAUGUUGGAAUGUCAUCAGGUAAUUACCAACAAUCAAUGAAUUUUCACCUCUCCUUCUCAAAAUCGAAUAAGCCAUGCAACCCAUCUAUCAACUGCUUGUCAUCUAAGAUAGCAGAAUGAAUUUUUAUGAAGACUUGAUUUUGUUCAUCUCCUCCGUUAUCUAGAAACUAUAAACAGUUACUCAAUUCCAAAAAGAAAUCUUACCUUACUUUUCUCACAUCAUUACCAAGCAAUCUGGAAGAUUCUUAUACUUAUACGAAACUCUAAAUAUGUACAUGUAUUAUGGAAGAACCUAUUUCUUAUAAGAACAAGCACAACACAUCUACUUCAACUUGUGUCUUCAAAGUCUGAUGCAAGAGGAAACUUUCGAAGACGUCGAUUUGGCUGAGGGGGCACUUCUGAUCUAAUUAGGAAUUCAAGUUCUACAGAAUGAUCUCAAUUAAACCAUAUUAGCUCAAGUGUUCUAGAAUGUGCUCUAAUUAAUGGCGAAAGAGAAUGUCACCGGAAUCAUUCGUUCUAGAAUUACAGCCGUUUUCUUGGUGGCUUUCUACUACAUUCCCCAACAAUCAUGCCAAAUAUUGGGUGAUCUUUUUCAAAAUGUGUACCAAAAGGUCUUGAUCACUCAAUAUCAUCCAGGAUAUGACAUCAAGUUGUUCAUAAUUACAAUCUGCAAAUUAAUCUAAUCGACACCUUAAUUGUUGAAUACUGAAUUGAUUUAAGUAAUCAUUAGGAAUUUGGAAAAUCAGGAGAACGAUGAGAAGCCAGAUAAGGCAGAUUUUGAGUAACUUAUUAAUCUAUUAUGUAGUGAUGAUAUGAUGGAUGAUGAUGAAGAAGAGGAGGAGAUCUUGGAAGAGGAAGAACGUCAGUAGGCUAAACAGCAGAUUGAAUAACUUAAAAGUGAUCUGUACAAUAUUGAUGAAUUCACACUCUUUAGAAACACCAUUUUGAGUUUCAAGACUUCGUAAGAAUUACAAUUCUAAUAUUUUAGGCAACCCAUGAUUAUUGAGAUUAUUAAACAAAAUCUUGAUCUUCCAAGUUAAUAAAAAUUAAACAAUUAUUUAAAAUUUAUGAGAAUUGAUAAUAGUGAGAGUGCAAGAAAAGUAAGAGUUUCUAUCUAUUUUAAGGUGAUGACGACUUCCAGAAGAAGAUAAAAUAAAUGA
This is a messenger RNA of Paramecium octaurelia, 3233 nucleotides long. NCBI's taxonomy places the organism in Eukaryota, Ciliophora, Oligohymenophorea, Peniculida, Parameciidae. The record is from the annotation of a GenBank genome assembly.